Tripterygium wilfordii is the source of this 1181-nucleotide messenger RNA. RefSeq names its product exosome complex component RRP41 homolog. Gene Ontology annotation, cellular component: nucleolus; cytoplasmic exosome (RNase complex); nuclear exosome (RNase complex). Bases 141 to 866 code for a protein of 241 amino acids. Lineage: Eukaryota; Viridiplantae; Streptophyta; Magnoliopsida; Celastrales; Celastraceae. The transcript is spliced from 12 exons. Gene Ontology annotation, biological process: rRNA catabolic process; nuclear mRNA surveillance; U4 snRNA 3'-end processing. The record is from RefSeq and is a predicted model, not a curated record.
CAAAACAAACAAUACCUUAACGUUCUCAUUCUUCCGUUCGUAACCGUCGGAGGCCGCAGCGCCUCUAUCUCCCUGCGAGCUUCGUCUCUCUCCCUCCCAUUCUCUCUAUAUCUCUCUAGGUUUGUUUGGCAGAGUCAGAGAUGGAGUUCGUGAAUCCUGAAGGACUCCGUUUAGAUGGUCGCCGCGCCAUGGAAAUGAGGCAACUUCGAGCUCAGAUUGGCGCCGUCUCGAAAGCUGAUGGCUCAGCUGUUUUCGAGAUGGGCAACACCAAAGUUAUUGCUGCAGUGUAUGGCCCUAGAGAGGUACAAAAUAGGAGCCAACAGAUGAGUGAUCAGGCACUGGUGCGUUGUGAGUAUAGCAUGGCUAACUUUAGUACUGGUGAUCGAAUGAGAAAACCAAAGGGUGACAGGCGAUCAACAGAGUUAUCUCUUGUUAUACGCCAGACAAUGGAAGCUUGCAUAUUGACUCACUUGAUGCCUCAUUCUCAGAUAGAUAUUUUCGUACAAGUUCUCCAAGCAGAUGGAGGCACUCGAUCUGCAUGUAUCAAUGCUGCGACUCUAGCCCUUGCUGAUGCUGGGAUUCCAAUGCGUGACCUUGUUACUUCCUGUAGUGCUGGUUACCUCAAUAACACUUCUUUGCUUGACUUGAACUACGUUGAAGAUAGUGCUGGAGGCCCUGAUGUCACAGUUGGAAUUCUCCCUACAUUGGACAAAGUGACUCUACUUCAGAUGGAUGCUAAGUUACCCAUGGACAUCUUCGAAAACGUAAUGCAACUUGCAAUAGAAGGCUGUAAAGCAGUAGCAAAUUAUAUUCGAGAAGUAUUGCAAGAGAAUACAAAGCAAUUGGAGGUUCGCCGCGGUGUAUAGGUUUUGAUCAGGUCUUUUAUUCAUGUUGGUACACUUGGCCUGUCUAAUGGGGGAACACUGGGGUCUUCCAGUUUCCGUCAGUGUUUUAGAAUAUUGGAUGCCGUGGUUUGCGUUCUGGUUCUGUUUGGGACCAAGCUGAAUGGGUGGUCUGAUUGUUCAUAUCAGCCUAUCAUAGUCAAUUUUUUGCAAUGGAACUGUAUUAUCCAAAUUUUCUUACUCUGGAAGAAAUUUCUGCAGUACUAGUGUAGGUUGUCUUUAUAAAACGUUGAAAAUCCAAUUUUCAAACUUUGCAAGCAAUGUCUUCAAUGGUUAACC